Cladocopium goreaui is the source of this 651-nucleotide messenger RNA. Lineage: Eukaryota; Dinophyceae; Suessiales; Symbiodiniaceae. The record is from the annotation of a GenBank genome assembly.
AUGCCCCUUCGACUCGGAUCUAGUCAAGCAUAUGCCACCAAUGGAGCAAGUGAGAUCAUUUCCUCCAUUUACACAGCUGCCUGUGGCACCCUGUGGGGUUUGGUUGAAGUACAUAGCACUAUAGCAGUGACCGCUCCUCGUUCACAGCGUCACUUUGCCACCAUGGACGGCCUGAUUUUGGAAGGAAAAGAUGACGGCAAGAGCAACAAGGUCCACAUUCGAAUGCAGCAGCGAAACGGAAGAAAGUCCUGGACUACGGUGGCCGGCUUCCCGGAGUCGGUGCGCCUGCCGAAGUCCGGGAAGGUGCUGCAGGUGGAUUUUGAGAAGAUCUUGCGUGCUCUUAAGAAGACCUUCAAAACAAACGGAGUGCUCAUCAAGGACCCUGACCACGGCAGUGUCAUGCAGUUGCAGGGCGACAUCCGCAAGGAGGUGGCGGAGUUUCUGAUCGAAGUGACAGCCAUCAUAACCAAGGACCAAGUGAUGAUCCACGGCUCGUAGAAGGCCCUGGCGAAAGCUGCCAGUGAAAAACAUGCCCGAUGCACGCUAAGCCGCUAAGUGAUGCGGUGACAUCUGUGCUAAAAACCGUUGGGGUGCAGACAUGGCACGUCAGUUGGCAUGCGCAAUUGCCCGAGCCACCAAAAAUGGUUCCGA